AUGUCUAAAGCUGACUUUGACAAACUUAACGCCGAGAUUGGUCCCAAGCUGAAGGCGAAGUUCAGCGAGCUUUAUAACGCCGCUGGCAAGCCCACCGAGAUCAGCGAGGAAUUCGCUGCGAAGUACUUUGCGCAGGUCAAGGAACUUCACCAAACCUCGGCUGUCCGCGCCUACGAUGCUCUUCUCCCUACCACUAUCCAAUUCCGCCAGAGCUCCAACUCUACGUACAAGCUAACCAUCUUGGACCUGCGCAAGGAGUUCAAAGAUAACGGUGCUGAAAACGCGAGCUGGCCUUUUAAAUCGUUGAGCGACGUCUAUGGAACUUUGAGCGGAACCGCCCACUGGUUCGUGCACGACCUCGGCUAUGAUGCCUUUGAGCUUGAUAUCGUUAGCUCCUCGGGAGCGCUCAUCCUUAUCGAUAACAACUCUACCGUGAGGAAGAACCGGCACCAACCCAGGUCUGGCCAGAUACACGCCAAUACCACGUCAAAAGUGGAGCAAGCGGUCACUGAGCUCUACAACGCCGCUGGGAACCCGACCGAGCUCGACAGCGACUUCAUCGCGCGAUAUUUUGAUAUAGUAAAGGCCCUAUACAUUGGUGGAAAGGAUAGUCUCUCCGAACAUUGGCGGAGCGUCGCCGCCUUGAGGGUAGAUCCUCAGGGCCUCAGAAACAUCACCCUAAGGAUGCUGCAUAAACAGUUCAAGCCAACGGGAAUUCAAAUCUGGGAUGCCGACGUUCCAGGGCUUUCCUUUUGUCAUGGGGCUCUAACUGGAAGCGCCUCGUGGUUCUUGAGCCCUCUCCCCGGUGGCUUCUUUUACGCUGUGAUCAUCGGCAAGGAAAGCUUUAGCAUAUUUAUCAGUCGGAAAUCCUACAAAGUGGAUUCAGAUCACGGCGAGGGAAUGUGGAUUGAUGUAUAAGCUCGACGCUUGAGUGGCGUUGAUGGAAGUGCCGGAGAUGUAAGCUAGGAUUGG
Messenger RNA from Coniophora puteana RWD-64-598 SS2, 972 nucleotides. RefSeq lists its product as uncharacterized. NCBI's taxonomy places the organism in Eukaryota, Fungi, Basidiomycota, Agaricomycetes, Boletales, Coniophoraceae. The transcript is spliced from 8 exons. Bases 1 to 918 code for a protein of 305 amino acids. The record is from RefSeq and is a predicted model, not a curated record.